AUGUCCCCAGGACCCCCGACCAAUGAUAAAACAGACCCGCCGGCUCCCCUCGUGAGUUCGUGGCGCGCCCGUGCCGACGCCGGUGAGUCUGUAGCCGUGGUCCGCGUGCGGAACCUGCGAAGCUCUAUUCCCAUCGGCCGAGAUGCCUGGGGCCGCUCCGGUAAAUUACAGCCGGUGCUUCUCUCCUCCGAGGUAUCGUUCGCGGACCCAUUCUCCGUGAAUGAGUCUUCGUCGGGGAAUACCGAUAAGCUCGACUCCGGUACCGUGCACUACGGCAAUCUGAGCAAGACGCUACUCGGCAGUCUCGAGCUUUUAGGGUCUAAACCCGACGCUGCGGGAACAACAGCAGCUACGAUAACCGCCACGGGCUAUGAAGCCGAGGUCACUACCCCGCGAACCGCUGAUGUCUUAGAGUUGCUAUGGGUGCGCAUGACAGGGCGCGUUGUAGACGGGAGCCGUGUAGCUUUGCCGCUGGAUCAGCUACCGUUCCUGCAUGCAGCACGCCUGCGUUCGCUUUCACUAACCGUAGAGCUGCCAAAGGCGUCUCUUCUCGGUGCCGGUGUCAGUCUAACUACAAGAGCAUGCUUCAGAGAAGACAUGCCAACAGAAGAGGAUAAAGAGAAGAGCGAUACUAACAAGAACCCCCUACGGUCUUACUCGCGCACUCUACGCAUCCAAGGGCUACACAUCCCUACGCUGAUCGGCGUCAACCCGAACGAGCGCAAGGCUAAGCAGAUGCUCGUCGCAGACGUUGAGAUCGAUAGGUUCGAUGUUGCGGAGGACAUACAUACUGAAUUAGAGAGUAUUAUCGUAGAGACAAUGGAAUCAUCAUCUUUCGAGACGCUGGAGGCACUUGCUUCCCACAUCGCCAAUAAGAUAUUAUCAGACUUCAGGAUCAACGACGACCCGAAGCCCAUGAAGGAGCGAGGGUGGCGGGUUAAAGUCUGCUUGGAGAAGCCGAUUGCGAUACCUACGGCGGAAUUCCCUGCUGUGGAAGUUACCAUGGGGUCGUGA
Daldinia childiae is the source of this 1014-nucleotide messenger RNA. RefSeq lists its product as uncharacterized. Gene Ontology annotation, biological process: folic acid-containing compound metabolic process. NCBI's taxonomy places the organism in Eukaryota, Fungi, Ascomycota, Sordariomycetes, Xylariales, Hypoxylaceae. The coding region runs from base 1 to 1014 and encodes 337 amino acids. Gene Ontology annotation, molecular function: dihydroneopterin aldolase activity. The record is from RefSeq and is a predicted model, not a curated record. The transcript has 2 exons. Gene Ontology annotation, cellular component: cytoplasm.